AUGGUGUCUAUUCUCUCAUUUUCCUUUUCAUGUAUUUUCUUUCUUUUUUCUUUUGUUCUACCUUUAUUUUCAUCUUUUCAAUACUCUCAAUUGCAAGAAAAUAAGUUAUUGGAUAACACCACAAAUCCAUCACCUUUUGGGUUUCUUAAAAACUUGAAAGGGUGUCAAAAGGGUGACAAAGUAAAAGGCUUGAGUGGUCUUAAACUUUAUCUUAGUCAUUUUGGAUACCUAAACUACCAAACCAACUCUAAUGUCACAAAUCCGAAAGAAGAUUAUUUCGAUGAGGAGCUUGAGGCGGCUAUCAAAUCGUACCAAGCCUAUUACCGUCUCAAUGCCACUGGAGUGCUUGAUGAAGCCACGCUGUCCAUGAUGGUCUUGCCUCGUUGUGGAUUUCCCGAUAAGGAAACUCAUCGACAUAGUGAUCAAACUUUAUAUAACGUCCCUCACUAUCGGUUCUUUCCAAAUAGACCAAAAUGGCCCAACGGAAAAAGGCAUCUAACUUAUGGUUUUGGAUCACGCUUCCCCACCCGAUUCGUGCCUCCUAUCACAAGAGCUUUUAGUAGAUGGGCUACUACUUCUCAAUAUUUCACAUUUUCAAGAGCUACAACUCCUCAAAGCGCUGACCUAAAGAUUAGUUUUGCACGUUACGACCAUGGAGAUGGGGCCACAUUCGACGGGCCUGGUGGAGUGAUGGCCCAUGGUUUUGCCCCUAAUGAUGGAAGGCUCCACUUCGAUGCGGAUGACCAUUGGGCGGUGGGAGGGUCCUCAAAUGCUUUUGAUAUUGAGACUGUGGCGUUACACGAAAUAGGGCACCUACUUGGACUUGGUCAUAGCCAAUAUCCAAAUGCAGUAAUGUAUGGUACUAUUAGCCCAGGAGAAUCAAGAGUAAUAACUUUAGACGACAUCCGAGGGCUUCGGGCUCUAUAUGGUAGUUGA
Helianthus annuus (common sunflower) is the source of this 936-nucleotide messenger RNA. Its product is annotated as metalloendoproteinase 3-MMP. Gene Ontology annotation, biological process: extracellular matrix organization; proteolysis; collagen catabolic process. Gene Ontology annotation, cellular component: extracellular matrix. The record is from RefSeq and is a predicted model, not a curated record. The coding region runs from base 1 to 936 and encodes 311 amino acids. NCBI's taxonomy places the organism in Eukaryota, Viridiplantae, Streptophyta, Magnoliopsida, Asterales, Asteraceae. The transcript has a single exon. Gene Ontology annotation, molecular function: metalloendopeptidase activity; zinc ion binding.